GGGGGGAGCCCUCUCUUGACACCCUUCUGUGGGCCCCCCUCCCCCACCUUCAGGCUGGGCGCCUUGAAAGCCAUGAAUUUUGAAUUCGAGAGGGAGAUUGGGUUUAUCAACAGUCAGCCUUCGCUCGCCGAGUGCCUGACUUCCUUCCCCGCUGUCCUGGAAACAUUUCAAACUUCAUCAAUCAAGGAGUCGUCGCUAAUUCCUCUCCCCUUUGAGCAGAGCCGGGCCAGCCUCCAGCCGGCCUCCUCCGCCCUCCAGAGACGUCGCAGUCACCAGCGAGUCCGAGAUGGGGCGGCCCCACCGCCGCCCCCCGCCACCGCCGCCCCCCCGGGCCCCGAAUUCCCUUGGAUGAAAGAGAAGAAAUCCGCCAAGAAACUCAGCCACGCCUCGUCCUCGUCUUCUUCCUCUUCCCCCUCGCCUUCGCCCGCCUCGUCCUCCGCGCCGCCGGCCGGGACGUCCGCAGACUCGCAGGGGCUGCAGGACGGCGGCGAAGGCGGGGCGGGGGCCCGGAGGCUGCGCACCGCUUACACCAACACCCAACUCCUGGAGCUGGAGAAGGAGUUUCACUUUAACAAGUAUCUGUGCCGGCCCCGGCGCGUGGAGAUCGCCGCCCUCCUCGACCUGACGGAGCGGCAGGUGAAGGUCUGGUUCCAGAACCGGCGCAUGAAGCACAAACGCCAGAGCCGGCCCAAGGAGCCCCCCGACGCCGAGCUGACCUCUCUCGGGACCCUGGAGGCCGGAGGGGACCCCGCCUCGGCGCCCUUCGGGGGUCGCUCCCCCGCAGCCGGAGAAGAGCCGGCGGGAGGGCGGGCGCUGUCCGCCCCGUCGGGGGACGGGAAGGUUCUGACCGCCGCCUUCCCCGAGGGUCCCGACGCCUUCCUCGACGGGCCGGGGUCGCCUUUCCUCCCGGAUCUGCACUCGUUGGAGGCGGACGCCUGCCUCUCGCCCCCGAUGGGCUUUUCCCCCGGCCUCCCGCAAUCUCUGGAGAGCCCCGUCCACUUUUCCGAGGAGGAUUUGGAUUUCUUCACCAGCGCGCUCUGCACCGUCGACUUGCAGCCCCUACACUUCCAAUAGCCCCGGAUCCGCCCCCAACCUCCAGGCCCGGCCCAGUUGGGCCCAGUUCGGCCCAGUUUGGCCCACCAUGGCCCAGCCCCUCCCGUCCCCCUUUUCCAGAUGGCGCGCAGCUCAGAGACCCCCAAGUCCACCAGGCAAUAUUGAAUAUAGCGGACUGAACAUCCCCCGCCCUCCCCACCCAUCCCCCCGGACCCGUUUGUGUUUACCUAAACUCCAGGUACUGUAUUUAAUUAGGCGCCGUUCUUUGUUCUUUUCCUCUAAGUUAAGGACCCACGGACGUUGCCCCUCGAGAGAACGGACCAUUCGUUCGGCGAAAUCUCAGGAAUAAUUCUACUGGAAGUCGGAGCCGGGGAGUCUGUCUUAAAAUGACUCCUCGUCCUCGUUUCGUUUUUGUUUUUUACGUUUUAGACGGUAGACUAUUUAUUCAAAUUCUUUAAUAGGAA
Tachyglossus aculeatus (Australian echidna) is the source of this 1517-nucleotide messenger RNA. RefSeq names its product homeobox B2 (gene HOXB2). Gene Ontology annotation, molecular function: DNA-binding transcription factor activity, RNA polymerase II-specific; DNA binding. NCBI's taxonomy places the organism in Eukaryota, Metazoa, Chordata, Mammalia, Monotremata, Tachyglossidae. The record is from RefSeq and is a predicted model, not a curated record. Bases 73 to 1074 code for a protein of 333 amino acids. Gene Ontology annotation, biological process: regulation of DNA-templated transcription. The transcript is spliced from 2 exons.